AAAGCCCCUAUGAUGAUUCCGGAUGCAGUUCGAUGUAACCCGGAAGUGCGUGCUUGUUAUUGUUUUGAAUGAAGCGAGUAGUAUGAGCAUAUGGAUCCGAGGAUAACCGUGUUUUAGAGCACCACCAUCCUCAUGAUGAACUUUGAGGGUCUGGACCCAGGUUUGGGCGAGUACACGCCCGGCCUGCAUGGCGGCCUGGAGCCCGGACUGGACUCUUCAAUGGACCCACGGCUUGACCCUGCGCUGCUGCAGGGUGUGGAGCUCGACCCCGACGCGCUGGCUGUUCCCGUGUCCGAAUCCAUGCACAUAGUGGAGGGCAUGUACUCGGAGCUGCACAGUGUGGCUGCUGAAGUUGGGAUCCCUGUGGCGGCAACACAUUUCGAUCUGCAGGAGGAGCUGCUGUGGAUGGGGAACCACCGGGGACAUGCAAGUUCCUUCUUUGGUCCGACAAUGGGCCGCUACUCCUCUUUCCAGGUGCACAUGACCGAUGAUAUUCGCCACAUCCAGAGUAUGGACACAGGGGUGCUGUUUCUGACCAAAAACAACCUCAAAUGCAUUACGCGAGGAGGUUUAAUUAUGUUUGAUUAUACAACGGAGGAGGGUGCUGACAUGCACAGUUUGAUUCUGACUGAUAAUAACACAUUGUUAAUGGGGGGUCUGCAGAACUAUGUGGCCGAAUUGGACCUCACAACAGUACAGGAAACACAAAAAUUUACUGUUGAGGUGCCUGGAGUCGCCAUUAUGAGACAGUCCAAUCGCUUCUUCUUUUGUGGUCACACAUCUGGCAAGGUGUCUCUGCGUGAUGUCCGCACAUUUAAAAUGGAGCACGAGUUUGACGCGUUCUCUGGCAGCCUGUCUGAUUUCGACGUACACGGUAACCUGUUGGCAGCGUGUGGCUUCUCGAGCCGUGGCCUGAAUGGACUGUCAUGUGACCGGUUUCUCAUGGUGUACGACCUGCGCAUGAUGAGGGCCAUCACCCCACUGCAGGUUCACGUGGAUCCCCUUUUCCUCCGCUUCAUCCCCACAUACACCUCCCGCCUGGCUAUCAUUUCACAAACAGGUCAGUGUCAGUUCUGUGAGCCCACCGGCCUGGCCAAUCUGGCUGAUAUCUUCCACGUCAACACGGUGGGGCAGCUGCUGAUGAGCUUUGAUGUGUCCUCCAGCAAACAGGCGCUCUCCUUUGGGGACUCUGGUGGCUGUGUGCACCUGUGGUCCAGCGCCCCAGAGGUGUCCUUUAACAGUUACUCCAGGGAGACAGAGUUAGCUCUACCCUGUCUGGUGGACUCCCUGCCCCAGCUGGACUGGAACCAUGAGCUCAUGCCUCUGUCUCUUCUGCCCAUGCCCCUCACCAGUACCGAGCCCCUGCUCUCUGAUUGGCCCACCGCUCUCAUCAUGCCCAGCCCCAGACGAGCCCCUCCGGUAGAUCCAGAGAUUCUUAGGACUAUGAAAACUGUGGGCUUUAUUGGAUACGCCCCCAAUCCUAGAACCCGUCCCAGAAACCAGGUUCCUUAUAAGAUUAAAGACACAGAACUUGAAUAUGACAGCUAUAAUCAGGUCCCGGAAUCUCCUAUUGGUCGAGAUGAGGAGCCGCAUCUUUACAUGGUUCCAAAGAAAUACAGGAAGGUCACCAUUAAAUAUUCCAAACUGGGACUGGAGGACUUUGAUUUUAAGCACUAUAACCGGACUUUGUUUGCUGGUUUGGAGCCUCACAUACCCAACGCUUACUGCAACUGCAUGAUCCAGGUGCUGUACUUCCUGGAGCCAGUCAGGUGCCUGGUUCAGAAUCAUUUGUGUCAGAAGGAGUUCUGUCUGGCCUGUGAGCUGGGAUUCCUUUUUCACAUGCUGGACUUGAGCAGAGGAGACCCCUGCCAGGCCAGUAAUUUUCUCCGGGCUUUCCGGACAAUCCCGGAGGCAUCGGCGUUAGGUUUGAUCCUGGCUGACUCUGAUGAGCAGACAGGGAAAGCCCGUCUAGGCCGUCUCAUCCAAAGCUGGAACCGUUUCAUUCUUGCACAGCUGCAUCAGGAAACACUGGAGCAGGAAGGGCCGCAGGCAUACAGAGGAGCCAGCAGCAGCAGCACGAUGGGUUCCUCGGGGGAGUCUGUGAUUGGCCGGUUGUUUGGCUGUGAAGUGGAGAACAGCAGUUUGUGUCGCUGUGGAAAGGAGACAGUUCGCUCGUCCUUGACUCUGCUGUUUACCAUGCACUACCCUGAGCAGAGCUCUCUAGAUAAGACGAUAGAGGAAUAUGACUUUGCAGAAAUCCUGAAGAAGAGUAUAUGUCUGGAGCAAAGCACACAGGCCUGGUGUGACAACUGUGAGAAAUACCAGCCAACAGUGCAGACCAGGAACAUUCGCUGUCUGCCUGAUGUUCUGGUGAUCAACUGUGAGGUGAACAGCACUAAGGAGGCAGAGUUCUGGAAAGCACAGACUGAGUAUGCGUACAACAAAGCUUUAAAGAAAGAAGCAGCUGAACCUCCCAAACCCAAAGAGCCUUUACCGACAGAAUGGUGUUUAGAGGAAGAGCUGUGCAGCGUGGAGGGCUUGACCUUUGACACUCAAGCGGAGGACAUGAGGCAUGUGUGGAUCCCUCUCAGUCUGAAGAUGUGCAUCAGUAAGACUCAGGGCCUGGAGGUCAGCAGCCUGUCUGAGGGAGAGGAGCUGACUGAAAGUGAAGAGGCAGAAGGAGCAUCUGUCUAUGACCUGGUCGUCACCGUAUCUCAUAUCCAGGAUGCCCGAACCGGAGGAAACCUGGUAGCACAUAUCAAAGUGGGCGAGACCUACCAUCAAAGGAAAGAGGGAGUAACACACCAGCAGUGGUAUCUGUUCAACGAUUUUCUGAUUGAGCCUAUUGACAAGGCAGAAUCAGCUCAGUUUGAUGUGAACUGGAAGGUUCCUGCUGUACUUUACUACGUCAAGAGGAACUACCAUCCCAAGUAUGAUUUGCGAAUUAAGAACCCUAUUGAUGCCAGCGUUCUGCUGACGGAGGCCUCGUUGGCACGGAAACAGAGGAAGAGUCACGCCACCUUCAUACCUCUAAUGGUGAGCGAGAUGCCGCAGGCUGCAGACCUUGUUGGAUUGGAUGCAGAAUUUGUCACGCUCAACCAGGAAGAGGCAGAACUGCGCAGUGACGGGACCAAGUCCACCAUUAAGCCCAGCCAGAUGUCUGUUGCUCGUAUCACAUGCGUGAGAGGCCAGGGACCCAAUGAGGGAGUGCCGUUCAUUGAUGACUACAUAUCAACACAGGAACAGGUGGUGGACUACCUGACCCAGUACUCUGGUAUCAAACCUGGAGACCUGGAUGCAAAGAUUUCCUCUAAACACUUGACUACUCUGAAAUCUACAUAUCUGAAAUUGCGUUUUCUUAUCGACACUGGCGUUCGCUUUGUUGGCCACGGGUUACAGAAAGAUUUCCGGGUCAUAAACUUGAUGGUUCCAAAAGAACAAGUGAUUGACACCGUCUACCUCUUCCACAUGCCUAGGAAGCGAAUGAUCUCUCUACGUUUUCUCGCGUGGUGCUUUCUCGAUCUGAACAUUCAGAGCGAAACUCAUGAUAGUAUCGAAGAUGCACGGACUGCCCUACAGUUGUACAGGAAGUACUUGGAGCUGAGUCAUAAUGGAGGACAUGAAGAGUUCCGGAAGGUUCUCAAGACUCUCUAUGAGAAAGGACGCAAGCUAGAUUGGAAAGUUCCGGACAUUGACUCUGCAGAUGGUCAAGGUAGCCCAAAAAGUACAGCGGUGUUUCCCUCUGUGAUGGGGUUAUGAUUAGACCCGUGUUGGUUAUAUUCCUGCCAAACGGAUGCCAGCUCAGCAGUCAUUCCUUGUACAGCCUUUCAGUUCUCCUCUAACAGCUCUUGAGCUCAUUACCAAUAGAUGGCAAAUCUGAAAUAAGGCUUGUUAUACUGUGUUAGAAAUGUCUGUUUUGUUAUGAAAAAACUGUUGGAAUCAAAGGAAAUGUUAAAACAUUUCAUCAUGUCAGGGUUUUCUCCACUGCUUUGUGUAGCCUGUAAGUGGUAUUAAGAAGAAUAUGCAUAAGGAACAGGAAAAAAAAAAAAUGUUUUCAGGACUGAGACCCGAUUCAAAACUCAUUAACUAAGUGUUUGUUUGCUCGUGUUUGACUCCACGGUGGCUUUUUCACCAAGGUAUUUAUAUUGUGUCAAAAACUGCACUUAUACAGAAUAUGAAUUACUGCACAAAGAAUAUGAAUUAAGCGGUCAAUGGAUUUACGGUGUUAUUUUCUAUAUUGUAACUAUGAUGUACACUUUCAUAAUGUGGCAGCUGAAUAAAGACCUUUGGAUAAA
Messenger RNA from Onychostoma macrolepis, 4295 nucleotides. It is a transcript of the gene pan2, whose product is annotated as poly(A) specific ribonuclease subunit PAN2. NCBI's taxonomy places the organism in Eukaryota, Metazoa, Chordata, Actinopteri, Cypriniformes, Cyprinidae. The transcript has 26 exons. Gene Ontology annotation, biological process: nuclear-transcribed mRNA poly(A) tail shortening; mRNA processing. The record is from RefSeq and is a predicted model, not a curated record. Gene Ontology annotation, cellular component: PAN complex; P-body. The coding region runs from base 133 to 3759 and encodes 1208 amino acids. Gene Ontology annotation, molecular function: nucleic acid binding; protein binding; poly(A)-specific ribonuclease activity.